AUAAAUUAAGACAACAAAAUACACACAGAUAUAUAAAGAUGAAAAUGACUUAUUUCCGUUAAUUUCAAGUGCUCUACGGCAUCAGUUCGGCUCAAUUUACUGUUAUCUUUAAAAGUUGCGAGUGUUCUGAGUGACCUUUAUACAUACAGUAGUAAUUUAAAAAGAAAACAAGCAGCAUCAUCUUGCACGAUCAUUAUGAUAACAGCGUGUUAAGAGAAAUGAACUAAACAAUUUCCUUCCAAAUUACUUGCCGCUUUUAUAUACCUCUUGCAUCAUAAACGUCGAAGUUCUACAGAAAUGAAAUUGUUUUGUGCCUUUCUUCUGGCAUUAGUUAUUACAACUAAAAGCAGCUCCGUUGGGAAUGAAGGGGAUUCGUCCGAACAGGAUGACGGUCUUCCAGGACGAGAGGCGUUAAAUAACUUCCCACUAAUUGAUGGGCACAACGAUUUGGCUUGGAACUUGAGAAGGCUCGUACGUAAUCAACUGGACAAAUUCGACUUUUCAAAAAAUUUAAUCGAUGAUCCAUCAUGGGGAAAAGUUGCAUGUAACACCUGCUUCACUGACCUUCCUAGACUAAGAGCGGGAAAAGUUGGGGGACAAUUUUGGGUUGCUUUUGGAAGCUGCGAGACUCAGUAUAAGGAUGCUGUUCAGGUGGCUUUAGAUCAAAUUGACGUUAUCAAAAAUUUAAUUCGUAAAUACCAUAAUGAUCUGGAAUUCGUCGAUUCAUCAGUAGGUAUACUAAGGGCAAUCAAAAGAAAAAAAAUCGCCAGUCUCAUAGCAGUCGAAGGAGGCCAUUUAAUAGACAGUCGAAUGUCGGUUCUGAGAAUGUUCUACGAACUUGGAGUACGAUAUCUGACUCUAACUCAGACUUGCAACACACCAUGGUCGGACGCAUCGCCAAUUGAUGAAACAGAUGAAUACCGUAAAAAUUUAACUGCUUUUGGAAAGAAAAUAAUUCUCGAAAUGAACCGUCUAGGUAUGAUGGUAGAUUUGUCUCACGUUUCGUACGGUGUGAUGUUCCAAGCCCUCAAUAUUUCUAGAGCACCCGUUAUUUUUUCCCAUUCUGCGGCAUAUUCGGUUUAUGCGCAUCAUCGAAACGUACAAGAUAAUAUACUUAAAAGAAUGAAAAACAAUGGUGGUAUAGUAAUGGUACCCUUUUACACCGGCUUUAUAUCAAAUGGUUCAGCUAAUGUAGAUUCUGUUGUUGGUAUGUAUUUUAAAGUAAUUGUUUUUAAAAAGGGCGCGGGCGCGGCGUUGUCGAGCUACAAAAAUUUGUUCUUCAAAAAGCAAUCAAUAAAGUUACAGGGCCUCCAACCCGAAAUAGGUGUUGUGAUUUAAGCUGACGUAAACGAU
Agrilus planipennis (emerald ash borer) is the source of this 1353-nucleotide messenger RNA. Its product is annotated as dipeptidase 1-like. Gene Ontology annotation, biological process: proteolysis. The transcript is spliced from 9 exons. The coding region runs from base 298 to 1338 and encodes 346 amino acids. The record is from RefSeq and is a predicted model, not a curated record. Gene Ontology annotation, molecular function: metallodipeptidase activity. NCBI's taxonomy places the organism in Eukaryota, Metazoa, Arthropoda, Insecta, Coleoptera, Buprestidae.